CUCGAGUCCGGCAAUCAUCCACCUGACAGGGGUCGCCGAUCGCCGAUCUCGCCACCCAUCUCCCUCCUAUAAUCCACCACCGUUCUCUCCACUUCGCUUCUUAUCGCAACUUGGUUCAAACACCCUCUCCAUCUUCUGCUACAGCAUUACCUUCAACGCCAGGCAUGACCAUCAUCCUCGUCCAUGGUCUCUGGAGCGCCCCUGCGCACUGGCGCGGUGUUAUUGAGGCGCUCAAGGCUCUUGGCGUGACCGACGUCGUGACAGUCGACCUUCCCCUCGAGAGUCUGAAGGGCGACGUCGACGUUGUGCGCGAAGCCAUCCGGAAGGCUGGCGGUGACGUCGUUCUCGCUGGGCAGGGAUUUGCCGGGAUGGUAAUCACCGAGGCGGGGGCUGAGGAGGCCGUGAAGGGUCUGGUGUAUGUGUGCGCUCUGGCCCCCGACGCCGGCGAGUCCGCGCGCACCGUCUUCCCGGAUCUUCCCUCCGAGAUCGCCUCGGACUUCGAGGUCGUCGACCGCAAAUUGCGGAUUAAGGAAGACGCGUUCAAGGCCGAUUACUGUCACGACCUGUCUGAUGAGGCAGUGGCGUGGCUGCGCGAGACGGGCCGCAACCCCUCCGCGAGCAUCAUGGGCGAGGCAGUAACGCAUGCAGCGUGGAAGGACAAGCCAAGCUUUUACAUCGUCGCGGGCGGGGAUAAGUGCAUCGCGAAGGAGAAGCAGGACCGCAUGGCAGACCGGAUCAAGGCGAGCCGGAUAGCGUGUGUCGAUGGCGCUAGCCAUGCUAUGCACGUCGGGCAUCCGGGCGAGGUGGGAUUGUUUGUCGCUGGCGUGGCGAGGUCGUGCGGAGUGUAGGCGGAUAUGUGAGGAUGUAGCAUGUAUAAGGGUGUGAGGUGACCUACGCGGGGUAGGUUGCGGAGUUGUCCUCGGAGGAUUAUCCCAUCUUCUGACCGCUCCGCACGUCCCGCG
Messenger RNA from Cutaneotrichosporon oleaginosum, 962 nucleotides. RefSeq lists its product as uncharacterized. The record is from RefSeq and is a predicted model, not a curated record. NCBI's taxonomy places the organism in Eukaryota, Fungi, Basidiomycota, Tremellomycetes, Trichosporonales, Trichosporonaceae.